AUGAACCUUAAGGGAGACAAGGAAGUGGAGUUGGAUGAGGAUGGGGAAUGGGUGACAGGAGCAUCCAGGGGCAUGGAAAGCCAGGACCUCUUUAAUGCUGGAGGGAUUUAUCAGCUGCGCAUCCUGGAGUCCUUUUUCCAGCGGAAGAAAUACCCCAACCUGCCUGAGGCUGAAAUGCUGUCGGGGAUGAAGGGAAUCACUUACCCACAGCCAGGGCACAGUGCAGAGCAGAGGCCGAGGCGCAUCCUGGAGUCCUUUUUCCAGCGGAAGAAAUACCCCAACCUGCCUGAGGCUGAAAUGCUGUCGGGGAUGAAGGGAAUCACUUACCCACAGAUCCGCGUCUGGUUCCAGAACAGGCGAGGGAAGCACCGGAGACUUUACGCUGGAGACAGGACCCCUGGGAGCAGCCUCUCCGCCCUGCAGCCCCGGCCCUACGCAGAGCCCGCACACGGCCCGCUCUCCCCGUUUGACUGGCCAGCAAACCCUGUGUGCUCGGGGCCUGACCCAGCCCUUCCGUGGGCUCUGCAGGGACCAGCGAGCUCUGCCUUUGACUCCAGAGUUCACCUGCCUCCUCGCCAAACAGCUCCCAGCCCUGGUUCCAUGAGUUCAAAACACAACCCCCAGACGCCAGUAUAGGGACCUCGCCCCCUGCUGUGCAACCUGUGGCUAGUGACUCUACCUCCUUGUAGCUUCCUCCACUCCCUCAGGUCCAGGCCCUGGAGUAUCUGGAGCCUUGUGCUGAUUAAACUCUGCUCUCUUCAGAAGCACUUGUGGCCACCCUGGGUAACGUUACCUUCCUGUCUCUACUCCUCCCUGGCUCUGUUUCCCUGCCUGGGUCAAGGAGUUCUCACACUUUUCCAUUCCUGAGAAGUCUCUGACGCCCUUAGCUCAUGAAAACACCACGAUUUCUUCAGACUCCAAGCUGAAAGCUUGAGAGAGGGUGGGGGGAACGCUAAGGUCUCAGUAUUUGUAGAAUGUUGUGCGUCCUCUUUUCAGUGAUGCUUUUCUGCUGUCAGGAUGAAUUCAUUAUCUUAUUUGCUAAUUUAUA
Messenger RNA from Pelodiscus sinensis (Chinese soft-shelled turtle), 1048 nucleotides. NCBI's taxonomy places the organism in Eukaryota, Metazoa, Chordata, Testudines, Trionychidae. The record is from RefSeq and is a predicted model, not a curated record.